This is a messenger RNA of Megachile rotundata (alfalfa leafcutting bee), 3182 nucleotides long. RefSeq lists its product as uncharacterized. The record is from RefSeq and is a predicted model, not a curated record. Lineage: Eukaryota; Metazoa; Arthropoda; Insecta; Hymenoptera; Megachilidae.
AGUGGGAGCGCGCGAGCGAGCUGCGUACUCGCCGAGGGCAUCCACUAACCCUCUUUAUUUACCCUGUCCUACCAAUUGCUCGUUUAUCGAGCGAUCGACGCUCGUCGAAUGUCCAGAAGCUUCCUUCGAUCGCACGCGCGUUUCGUUUAAAAUUUCCUGCACGCCGAAAUCCUUGGCCUUCAUCGGAAUCUUCAUUAGCAUACGUUCACGGCAUCGAUUUCACUCCACGAAUCCAGUCGAACAAUUGUUUCUCCGUUUAUUAUUCUUCCAACAAAUAAGAAUUCUCGAAGAAAGCGGUUCCGUGUAUCUUGAUGAGGAAGAUGUUCCUAAUUAGGUUGAAUGCGAUAGACUUUCUUACGUGCAUUAUUGGUGCUUCCCAUUAUUAUGACGCACGUAAACACUCGUAGGCGUUAUGCCAGAGGUGUGUCACAGAAAUCCGCAAAGAGCUAUCUACUCCGACUGGAGAGGCUAAUUUAAAGUCCUUGAAAAUGACAGACUUCGUGAUUCCUCGUUGAAGAUCCACUUAUUAAAACCUGUCCUGUUCCAUCAUCCUGCUACAAAGUGGAAAUGGGUCCCCCAAGUUGCAUCUGGCUCUUCUAUCUGCGUUACUAAUUUGCGGCAAUCAGAGGGGCACGGGGACUCGGUGCCGCACGGUAUAUUACGAUCAAUUCAACUGUUCUGCGAGCGUGUCACGAAGCUCGUGUCGUUGCGAAAUAGUGCGUCGUUCGGCUUAGCGUAACCACAGCCGGUGUAUCUUUUUCCGAGUCUUGCCAUUCAAAUUUAUUCGACCGAUCGAAAUUCGAACGUUUCGCGCACACGUUCGUUGUGCUCAAAUAUUGCUCAAUAUUGUCUGCAAAGGCUGCUAAAGAGUUAAUCUCGGGGUCGUCGGGCUAUCAUCGUGUGGUUUUUUUUUUCUCGUGCAAGUUAACUUUGGCAACGCGAAAGUCGAAGGUCUGUUCGCGUACGCGUGAACCUCGAAACGAACGUCAAGAUUCGAUACACGAAAAAAAAGAGGAGGAGGAGGAGAAUAAAACGGCGAUAGUCAAGAGCGACCGAGAAGCGUACGAGGCCGAGGAAUAGUAUUAAACGCUCGACGAAGUCUUUAUCCCUGGACGCGUCAAUAGCGGUCAAUAUGUCGAAAGUGUCGGGAAUAAUGAAGACAGACGACGUCGUUGGGAAACCGACUCUUGUACGACGCGUUUCCAACAUGCUGAAAGAUGGAAGUUAUAGCGGACCACCGAUGCUGUUUCGUCAUGCUUCUAUGCAGAGGAUUCGCCAUUGCUGCCAAAAUCUCAACCUCUUCCCGUAUCUGCUUUACUCGUUCGACAAUUCGAAGUCUCACCCGGUAGCUCGUAAGGUGCAUCUCUGCCUGGGUCAGCUGCUCGAAGUGCUCACAGCGAGGAUCUUCUUCCUCUACAAGAGCUUUCGACGCUCUCUGCUGCGCGGUAUUUGCUCGGAGGACUCGAAAAUCGAGGAGCAACAACCGGCCAAACCUGCCGAGGACGCGUCUAAAUUGACGAGCGAGUUUCAAACGAUCAACCGACCGAAACGCAAACAACAGAGUCCGUUGUUCCUCAGUUUGGCUGUUUAUUUGGCCGUGCUCUUUCUCGCCUUUCAAAUGGUCGGCGUAUUUAGCCUGAUGGUGAGCGGCAAGUACACGCCCGGUUUCAUAUUCCUCAUCUCGGCCUUGCUGUUUCUCGGCUGCAUCUCGCUCAAGAUUCUCUUCCACGAGAGCGUCACGCACAGUGUCAAGCCGAAGAGGAAGAACAAAGUCCACUGAUCCCUUAUUUUCUUUCCGAUCAUCGACGGUAGAUAAUAGACCUAAGAGUAUUUGAGCAGAGUUCUUGGCUAUUCGCUACAGUUUCUCCCGCUACAUCCGAAUACUUAAAUGAUAACACCAGACAGAGCUUAUCGGUUGGCGAAAGCCAGCUGACACUGGCGCCACACGAGCGUUUAAAACGAUGUUCGUUCUAAGGAUAUUUUAUAGCGAGUUUACAGGAACUAGCUUUCCUUUGGACAAGGAUAAGGGUACUAUAAUUUUGUAGAAAUCUAAGAAAGUACUUGAGACUCUGAGAAAAACUGACAGUGAACUCCAGGGAAACCCUAAGAUAGAUCGAUACGAGAGGAUCGUUUGUCUUGAAAGAAUUCAAGGAGAGCCUAACUUAGAAUCUGAGGAGAAUCUAACCUCCUAGUAUCGUCCACAAAGAACGUUCCUUUCCAAUUGGGGACUAUAAUGACUACGGACAUCGUUUGGAAUGCUCGUGUGGCUCUAGCCUAAGUCGCUUGUUCAUGUUCGUACACUUUAAUACCAUCCUGUUUUUUUAGAUAGCUUCGUAGUUCAUAUAGGAAGUCGGAAUUCGACUCAUUCACGCGUCGCCAAUUUCACACGAUAGUUUUUUGUACUUUAGUCGAACAUAAAUGGACGUAAAGCAAUCGCGUGCGUGAUCGUUGUGGCAACGUUUAGAGGAUAGGAGACGAUAACGUUAGCCGGCAUUAUAAUAAUCCUUCCUUUGCAUUAUCUUCCUUUUACUUUUUUCGUCAACGUGAUUCCGUGAAUUACUAACUUUUUAAUUUAGUAAUCGAAACUGUAUAACGUUACUACAAUUUGACAGCGUAUCGAUUCUUGGAAUUGAUGGUGGCGUGCUAAGUCAUCGAGUCAAAAGCGGAAAUCGUUUUUAAAAGAUAUUACGGAGUUGAUUCCAACGAGAAGAAGCGAAACGAAGGUCCUUUCUGUCACUAUCAAUGUCAAGAUACGAUAUAUUUAAAAAAGUUACCUGGACAGCGAUCCGCGAUUUUAUCUUAUCCUCUGCAGCAGAAGACUGAGAAUCGUUUUAACUUUGUUGUAUAUAAAACAAACGAUAUAAAAGAUAGAAUGCGCGAGGAGAGAAAGAGAGAGAGAAAGAGAGAGCGCGAGAGAGAGAAACAAAUAUAUAUAUAUACACACAUACAUUAUGUAUACAAGAGCGAAAAGAAACGUCUAUUCUAUAUCAUAUAGGUUAUUAUUCUCAUUAGUAAUCUUUGAGAAGACUUGGUGUGUCCACUGAACGAGUUAGGCUAAUCUGUGAUGAAGUGGAUCCAAGUGCAAUUUUUCACAGUCACUUGCUGUCCCACUUACUUAAGUACGAUAAGGAACCAUGUGUAACUUCGAUCUGUUUUUUUUUAAAUAUACGUUACUUACAUAA